Messenger RNA from Anarrhichthys ocellatus (wolf-eel), 8877 nucleotides. Its product is annotated as collagen alpha-3(VI) chain-like. The transcript is spliced from 39 exons. The record is from RefSeq and is a predicted model, not a curated record. Gene Ontology annotation, molecular function: protein binding; serine-type endopeptidase inhibitor activity. Bases 1881 to 8255 code for a protein of 2124 amino acids. NCBI's taxonomy places the organism in Eukaryota, Metazoa, Chordata, Actinopteri, Perciformes, Anarhichadidae.
AGAACAGCUCCUCUCUCUAAUAAGCACAGUGCUACUGAGGGCCACGCCCGUGACUCCAACAGUAACUGGUGAGAAAGUGACUGAGUCUUAAAAUAUCAGUUUUCAUCAGCAGUUUGUUAACAUCCAUUUUGCCACGUCUUUUCAGUCCUGGGAAAGGGAUCCUUCCUUCAUUAUUAUUUGUGUACUUUACACUUCACCCAGUCCUUUUGCACAUACUGCUGCUGAUGUUUUAGUAUAUUGUAAUAAUUUGUUUUUAAUGUAUUAUUAUCUGUCAUUUUAUAGAGAGAACUCGCCCAAAUGUGUUUGGCUUAGAAAAAAGGACUUCCUUUUGGUCAAGUAAAGUUUACAUUCAAAAAGUCUGUGCUCUUCAUCAAUGAAUCUAUACUUGAUCUAAAGACAUUCUUGAGUCUGAGUCUCAAACAAAGAAAACAAUGAGUAUUUUCACAAACUCACACAAGGAUAUCUUUGGUGGCAUUCUUUCCUUUCUCUUCUUUUCUUCUUAUCUUAUUUAUAUUCAUAAUGUUCUUUUUAAUCAUAUUCCUAUUCUCCCUUUUAGAUUUUUUUAUAUUGGUACUCACAUCCACCAUUUGUGUCAAUCUCUUAGUAAAAUUAUUUUCUAUCGAGAAAAGAACAAUUUUAAUAUUAUUUAAAUUUCUCGUCACAUUAUCAAGAAGCCUGUACUUCCACAUUUAAGCAGUUCUUUGAAAUGACCAUCCAAAAUUCUUUUCAUUUCUAUUUGCUAAUUUUGUUUUUAAUUGAUGCACAAUGGGAUAUAGACAAGAUAAAUAAUGUUUCCUUGCACUGAUAAUAGGGACUGAAGUCCAGAAAAGUAACAACACAAAGUUCUUCCCCUAUUCAAAUUAAAGGAACAUUAUAAUGUUUACAAGUGUUAAUUUAUACGAGAAAAAUAUUGUGUUUUUUUUGUCAUGGAUUAGAAAGUUUUCAUUCAGCAGAAAUUUUCCCUUGUCAUGGUAAAUGAAAAAUAUACAACAGCAGAAAAUAGCAAGUAUAAUGCUGAUACAAUACAAUAAAAAUAAAGUAAAGCAUUUAAGAUCUGGGACCUCCAUAUACUUUUGGAGCCAGUUUAGACUAUGGAGAUGGUUGUUGUUUACGAAGAAUUAGCUCUAGCUCAUAGAUACAGAAGAUGGAAUACCUGAUAUAAUAGAUCUUGCAUUAACAUAAGAUCAUUCUUAAUGCACACAAGCAGCUAUUGCAAAGUAGGUAAAAUGUAAGUUUUGUAUUGAUGUUAUCAUCAGUUCCUGCUAAGAUCACAGCAGCAGCAUAUUGUACUUGCUGAGUCCUUCAGCUUAUAACUACAGCACUUACAUUUUGAGUGGGUUCACAAGUUUUAGAAUUUGUUAGUGUGAGAAAAUUGAUCUGGCUACCUGCUGGCUGGCUCAGACUUCUCUGUGUAAAUGAUUUAUAGUAUACAGUGACAAAAAUUGAAGUUGUGAGAUGUAGGCUGGAUGUGACAAGCUUAUUCUGCCAUCCGUUACAUUCUCUAUGUCUCAUUGCUAUUUUCAACUAAUUUAACUUUCAUUCAUUUUUAUCCAAAUUUCAUGCCGUAAGAAGACAUUCUUUCCCACAGUCUACAAGGUCCUCAUUUAAUGAGGAAGAGAAAGAGAAAGAGAAAAAGUUUGGAGAAAAUAUAAAUGGCCUCCUGAAUAUGCAUCAGAUUACCACAAAUUGUUUGGGAACAAAUUAUGGGCUAAACUUUUCACUAUGUUAACAAGUCAAGAAGGAGUCCAACAAUCUGUUAAGAGGCUAUCAAACAUGGGUGUAUAAUUGCUGCUGUAAUAUUCUAUCAACCUUUUCUUCCAUAUUUUGAUCAUUUCUCAAUUAGGUUAUAACAAUAUUACCUUUUCUGUCUUUCAGCUGCGAUGCAAGGCCCCCGGAAGGAUGUUGUUUUCCUUGUUGAUGGAUCUGAUGGUGUUGGACGGGAAUUUCCUAUCAUCCAGGACUUUAUCCGCAAGGUUGUAGAGAGUCUCAAUGUGGGCGAGAAUAAGAUACAGAUUGGUGUCGUCCAGUAUGGUGACUUUGCUCAAGCUGACAUGUUUCUGAACACACAUACAACUAAAGAAGGUGUUUUGCAAGCCGUCAGGGGAAUGAGGCAGCGAGGAGGAAGACAACGUAACCUGGGUCAGGCCUUGCAGUUCGUCAGUCAGGAUGUUCUGACAGCGACACGCGGUAGCAGGAAGCAAGAGGGUGUACCGCAGUUUGUAAUUGUCGUCUCCAGUGGAUCUUCAACAGAUGACAUCAGUAGUGCAGCAUCUUCCCUCAAACAAUCUAGAGUUCUUCCCUUCAGCAUCGGGACCAGGGAUGUUAACCCUAGAGAGCUUCAGGUGGUGUCAUACGUGCCUAACUUUGCCUUCACUAUCGAUGACCUUCCUGGCCUGUACACAGUCCAAGAAAACUUAAUCACCACUCUCACCGAGCUGUCAGAUGAUGACAUCACCAGGAUGCGUCCAGUAUUCCCAACCAUUGAUGUAAUCACAGCAGCACCCACAGGAGGAGAAAAGAGGGACGUUGUAUUUCUGAUAGAUGGCACCACAGCGGUGCGUAGUGAGUUCCCUUCCAUCCGUGAAAUGAUAAGAAGAGUUGUGGAGAAGCUGGAUGUAGGAUUGGAUAAGGUCCGAAUUUCAGUGGUACAGUACAGUGAUGCACCGAAGCUAGAAUUUCUUCUGAAUGAAUUCUCCACCAAAGAUGAGGUACGCCAGGCUGUGACGAAACUUCGAAGCAAAGGUGGGGACCGUCUAAACACAGGUCGUGCUCUUGAGUGGGUCUAUAGAAACAUCUACCAGAGGUCAGCGGGAAGCCGCAUUGAGGAUGGUGUGCCCCAGUUCCUCAUUCUAGUUACAGGUGGCAAGUCUACAGAUGAUGUAUCCGCUGCAGCUGAACAACUUAAGAGAAACCAGGUUGCACCUCUUGCCAUUGGUUCAAGAAAUGCCGACCCUGAUGAACUGAGACAGAUUUCCCUGAAGCCUGAACUGGUAUAUACAGUUGACAGUUUCCAGCAGCUUCCAAGAGUGGAGUCGCAGCUCAUUGAUUCAGUCCAAACAAUAUCCACCGAUGACAUCAUUAGGAGUUAUGUUCGUCCGUCAGUGGACUUAGACAAUUUAAAUCUUGGGAGAAAGGACAUCAUUUUCCUUAUUGAUGGCUCAGACACUACAGGUUCUGAAGGCAUUGUGCAUAUCCGUGACUUCAUCCUCAACAUUGUCCAACAACUCGACGUGCAGCCUGAUCAAGUGCGUGUUGGGAUUGUCCAGUAUGCAGAUAGAGUUAAAACAGAGUUCUCACUCAACACUCACAACAACAAGCCAGCUGUUGUCUCUGCCACCAAAAGACUUCGUCAGAUUGGUGGCCGGUCUUCAAAUCUGGCUGAUGCCAUUGAGUAUGUUAUACAGAGGGAGUUAAAACCUGCUGCAGGAGUUCGUCAAGAGGCCUCCCAGCAUCUUGUGGUUCUCACAGGUGGACGUUCCCCCCAAGAUGUUUCCAUCUAUGGACCUCUGCUUAAGGGUGCCCGAGUCAACUGCAUUGGUGUUGGAGCUGGUAAUGCCGACACAAGGCAGCUAACCCAAAUAGCCACCACCUCAGCUGAUGUCUUCCAGGUUGCUGACUUCCCUGGCUUGCCAGCAAUCAAGCCAGGGGUUAUUGACAGGUUGAGUGGGACCAUUACAGAGGAACCACCCACAGCAUCCGGCCUGCCUCCACCCAAAAAAGCUGAUAUAGUGUUUUUGGUAGAUGGCUCCAUUAACUUAGGCAGGGAACACUUCAAUGAAGUGAUGUUGUUUAUUAACAACCUAAUUGAUCUGUUCUUCAACGAGAGAGACAACCUGCGGAUCGGCCUGGCACAUUAUGCCACAGAUGUGACUGAUGUCUUCUAUCUCAAUACAUACCAGAACAGGCAGGACAUUUUAAGUGCCAUUGUCCGAGCAGAGUACAAAGGUGGACGUAGAAUCAACACUGGUGCAGCCAUUCGCCACGUUCAAGAUGUUCACUUUACCAAAGAAAAAGGCAGCAGGACGGAUGAGGGCACUCCUCAGAUCCUAAUGGUUCUCACUGGAGGACGCUCAGCUGAUGAUGGCAAAUCAGCAGCCCUUGGUCUGAAGAAAAAAGGUGUAAGAGUAUUUGCUGUAGGAGUGGGCGACAUUGAGAAUGAGUUAGAAGACUUAGCAAGUGAGUCUUCCACUGUGGCUAGAGCACGCACCUUUCUGGAACUCUCAGAGCUCAAUGAGCAAAUCCUGGAGACUUUGGAUGAUGAAGUGAAAGGGAGUCUGUGUGUUGGUGUGCAGGAACCUUCUAAAACCUGCAGCAUAGAGGUGUUGGUGGGCUUUGAUGUUUCUGCCCAGGACAUCUUCAGUGCUCAGACCAACCUCCGGAUGAAGGUUGAUGCCAUUCUGAAAAGAAUUUCCAAAAUGGCAGCUAUCAGUUGCUCAUCUGGGCAGAUUCCCUCUGUGCAAGUGGGCAUGCUGGCCCUAGACUCAGCCUCUGAGCCCAUCCAGCUGGACUUCACAGACAAGGCUGAUACGCUCUUUGAGGAGUUCAAAGCCCUACAGAGUCGUGGCCCCUUUGUCCUCAAUGGCAAGACCAUCUCAGCUUACACCAAUAGGUUCAAAACCAGACAGGACGACGUUGUCAAGGUUAUCGUUCAUCUUACUGAUGGUAUUGACAGCCCAUUCGAUGAAUUGAAAAAGCGAGUUGACGAGCUUCAUUUGUCAGGAGUGAACAGUUUCAUCCUGGUCGGGCUGGAGCGGGUGCCCAACUUUGAGGAAGCUUUGCUGCUGGAAUUUGGUCGGGGAUUCAGGUACACCAGACCUUUACGACUCAAUAUCAUGGACUUGGACUAUGAGCUAAUGGAAGAACUGGACAAUAUUGCAGAGAGGGAGUGCUGUGCAGUGCCAUGCAAAUGCAGUGGCACCAGAGGAGACCGAGGAGCAGUUGGACUCUCAGCAACUAAGGGUGCUCCAGGAUCUCCAGGAAGCCAAGGACAUCCUGGAGAUGAGGGUGGACCUGGAGAGAGAGGUCCUCCUGGUGUGAAUGGAACUCAGGGUUUCCAGGGAUGUCCUGGACAAAGAGGUGUAAAGGGUUCUCGUGGGUACUCAGGAGAAAAGGGAGACUUUGGAGAAAUUGGGCUUGAUGGAAUCAAUGGAGAAGACGGUAAAAGUGGAGUGGCUGGACCCUCGGGAGAGAGCGGAAACCCUGGCUGGAGAGGUCCCAAAGGUACCAAAGGACAAGGAGGAGACAGAGGAGAAAUGGGAAUCAGAGGAGACCCUGGUACAAGUGGAAAAGAUAACGACCGCGAAGGACCUAAAGGAGACCCCGGUGAUGCUGGUCCAGCGGGAGAGUCUGGUGAGGAUGGACAGAAGGGAGGCCCCGGUGAACUCGGAAGAGGGGGAGCUGGUGGCAGAAGAGGCCCGCCUGGAAAGGCUGGUAAUCCCGGAAAGCCAGGAGCUGAUGGUGUUCAGGGAGAAGCUGGUAUAGGAGGAUCAAGAGGUCCACAGGGACCAAACGGUGCACCAGGACCCAGAGGAGAAGAUGGAAACCCUGGACCCAGAGGUCCCGGAGGUAGUCCAGGUCUCGGUGGAGAUAAGGGUAGAAGAGGAGCUCUUAGUCGCAAGGGUGAACCAGGAGAGCCAGGACCCAAGGGUGUUAUUGGACCUCUUGGUCCCCGUGGAGAGUCUGGUGAAGAUGGUAGAGAUGGGUUUGGCAUCGGAGGGCCUCCAGGAAGAAAGGGUGAUGUGGGCUUCCCAGGAUUCCAAGGACCAAAGGGAGCAGGUGGCGACUCCGGCACCAAGGGCGGACCUGGACGCAGAGGGAAUCCUGGACAGAGGGGUGUCUCAGGGAAUAUUGGCACACCCGGACAGAAUGGAGAGUUUGGAUAUCCUGGGCCAUAUGGUCAGAAAGGACCGAGAGGACCAGGAGUUGUGCAAUGUGACCUCGUUAAGAAGAUCAGAGAAAACUGUCCUUGCUGUUAUGGUCAGCAGGAAUGCCCGCUCUACCCCACUGAGCUGGCCUUUGCCCUGGAUGCCUCUGAAGGUGUCGGUCGCCCGGCCUUCAACAAUAUGCGUGACACAGUGCUGCGCCUAGUCCGAGACAUCACCAUCUCCGAGAGUAACUGUCCAAGAGGAGCCCGUGUUGCUUUAACCCUGUACAACAACGAAGUGACCACUGAAGUUCGGUUCGCUGAUGCAAUGAAGAAACGUGCCCUGCUGCAGCGCAUCGAGGGCCUGCAGACCCUGCAAACCCGCAAGCAGCGCAGCUUGGAGACGGCCAUGAGCUUUGUGGCCCAGAACACCUUUAAGAGAGUGCGCAGCGGCUUUCUCAUGAGGAAGGUGGCCAUCUUCCUUGUCGGCGGAACAGUCGGUCAGGCACGAGCAGUUACCAAUGCAGCUCUUCGCCUCCAUGACGCUGGAAUCGCCACUCUGUUCCUGGUCCCUCGCGAGGACAGAGCUCUCAGCAGAGCACUGCAGGUCAACAACACAGCACUGGCUCAAGUGAUUGUCCUUCCCAACGCUGGAAGUGCACAGUACAACUCAGUCAUUCAGAAGGUGAUGAACUGCCAUGUCUGCCUAGACAUCUGCUCUCCGGACCGAAUGUGUGACUAUGUUCCCCCAUUGGCCAGUCGAGAUCGGAGGUCUUCCACCACAGACGUGGACAUCGACAUGGCUUUCGUCAUCGACAGCUCUGAGUCUACCUACCCAACAGUCUUUACCGAGAUUAAGCGUUACAUCGCGCACAUAGUGGAGCAUCUCCAAGUGUCGUCAAAUCCCACAUCAUCCGUUAACCACGCCAGGGUGUCCGUGAUCCAGCAAGCACCUUACGGGUUCAUCCACAACAAAACUGGCUCCCCCAUCCAUGUGGAUAUUGGUUUGACCGAGCACCACUCAGCUCAGGACUUUGUCAAAUUUCUGCUGGAGAAGACACCGCAGUUAGAGGGUGGCCGGGCACUGGCAGCGGCUAUCGAAUCGACAGUGGAGCAGGUGUUUGAGAAGGCGCCUCUCCACCGUGACAGGAAAGUGCUGAUGCUCUUUGUGACAGGGAGUGUGGAAAAAGAAGAGGAGCAGCUGGUGCAUGUUGCCACUGAGAUCAAGUGCAGAGGCUACUUCCUGGUCAUCGUGGGUGUGGGUCAGAAAUUGAGUGCUGGAGACGCCCGUGUCUUGUCACGCAUGGCCAGUGAGCCGUCAGAUGUCUUCUUCAAGCGGCUGGACAGCGUCUCACACUUUUACGACAAACACAUCCAGACCUUCGGCCAGCUUUUGCCAAAGUAUAUCAGCAUUGAAAAUGCUUUCUACAUGUCUCCUGAAGUCUCCAAAAACUGCAAGUGGUUCCAGAGUGACCAACCACUUAAAAACCCCUUUACAUCAUCACAACAACAGGAGAAACAUCAGAAACAUCAUGAAAACCACCAAGCAGUUCAUCAAAGAAAGCACAAAGAUGCAGAUGAGCUGCACGUCUCUAACGUCACAUCCAGCAGCUUGCAAUUGCGUUGGACCAGCCCAGACCUCAAGCUCUUCGUCUACUUUGAGGUUGUGGUGACGCGGUUGCAUGACCACGCUCUGGUGCUGAAGACCAACGUGUCGGGCACAGAGCUUUCCGUGGACAACUUAGAGAGUGCCCAAACAUACCAUGCUGUGGUCACCGCCCACACUGCAGAGGGUCAAACUGUCUCCACCCGCAAAGGCAUCAUGACUACCAAAGCAGCAGAUCACAAGCCAGAGCAUAAGCCAGCCAACCACAGCCCCAGGACUGUAAAUACCAAACCGCUGGACAAACCACAAACUGUCAAUGAAUUUGCAGACCCAUGCUCACUUGACUAUGACCCUGGAAUGCCGUGCAAAGACUAUCAGGCUAAGUGGUUCUUUGACAGAAUGAACGAGAUCUGUACCCGGUUCUGGUAUGGAGGUUGUGGAGGCAAUGACAAUAGGUUCGACACUGAGGCCCUCUGCUUGAAAAACUGCACGAGGUCAGUGCCAGAGCCUCAGCCAAAGGUGCAGCAGGUUGAACAGGUGGAGAUCCUCCCGGCUCCUGCGGACUCUACAGCCGUGGACAUUUGCCAGCUUCCCAAAGAGGAAGGUACUUGUGCCAAAUUUGUCCUCAAGUGGCACUUCGAUGCCUCCAGCAAGAGCUGCACGCGCUUCUGGUAUGGAGGCUGCGGUGGGAACCAGAACCGCUUUGACACGCAUCAGCAGUGUGUUAAGGCUUGCGGAAAACCAGCACCCCUCAACCAAGGAGUCAUCGCUGCAAUAAGAACAUAGGACAAAGCAUGGCCGGCUAGCCCCUCUGUUUAGGGGAUUCUGAGGAGAAUCAUCCAAAAUGGCCAUACUGUAAGGAUGUAAUACCAAAGCAAUGGUGGCUGCACUGGAUUCCACAAAAAAUGGACUUUAUCCCCCAAAUUCUUGAAGUAGUCCUUUUUUACAACAAGAAGGAAGGCAACACGAUUUGCUGCAUGAUUAGUUUAAACCUUCUGGUGCUACAGAGUAUGUUUGUUUUACCAAGGCAGUUGUUCAGUGCAUACAGUUUUGUAAUUAAGUAAGAAACAUAUAUGAAUAUCUUGGACAGAGAUAAGUAACACAUCAGUACAAGCAGGACUGGCAUUAUUCAAUGCAGUCAUCUUUCUUUUAUAUUGGGUAUUUUACGUUUCACAUUCACAUAGCAACAUUGACUUUUAUUGAUUCAUAUUGUUUUAAAACACACUUGAUCCCUGUGGAAUCAUUACUUCACUAUUUUACAGUCACAGAAUCCACAGCAAUGUUUACACAAGUCUUGUAUGGUGGUUUAUGGUUUUAUAAUGACAAUGACCAAACAUUAAUGUAAUGUUAAGUGCACUUCUGGAUCCACUGACUCAAACAUUAAAGUUCCAGCUGUUGAGAAAUGGAA